AUCUCCGAGGUCAAUUUGAUGGUGAUAGCUUGACAAGCCAAUAUACGAGUAAUGCAUGUCAGUAUUGGUUAUCGAUGAUGGCGAGAUUAUGAAUCUGGUUGUACAUUAUAUCACACUCUUCGUCUUCUUUGGAAUUUCAAUUUGUGAUGAUGACGUCGAGUACAACAAGUUUUUGCAGGCGUCCAUCUCCCAAGGUCUCAAAAUAUUCAGUGGCAUUGAUGAAAUAGUUAGGUACUUCAGAGAAAAUGAAACUAGCACUCUGUCAAAGAGUAUUCUUGAGACUUUUUUAAAUGACUGUCUGUUCAUGGAGGAUCCAGGAGUACCUGACGACAAAGACCGGAAACCCUUCAUUGUAAUUGAAGGCAACCACCGAUCCAGUAGAGAAGUGAUUGGAAUGCGACUGUCCAGAAUCCUCGGUGGCAGAUUUCUCAUCCACCCAGCGCCGUGUCUAGCCAAGUACUUGGAAGUUGUGCCCAAGAGAACGCUACUCAGGAGAGCGUACUACGCACUUUCUCUGUACGCGCAGGCUUUCAAUGUCAAGGUCCAGCUAAGUCUGAACCGAGCAGUCGUUCUCAAUGGCUAUUGGUUGGAUCAACUGGCUUUUCAUCUCACCCAGUCCUUUCCUCGUGGUCCACUGCCACCCGUCAACUCUAACAUCUUCGACUUCCCAGAAGGUCUCCUCCGUCCAGAUGUCAUCUUCUAUUUGAACAUUCCUGAUAAUCUUAGAUCCAUGAACAUGACAACGAGGAGCCCACUCAACUGGAAACCAAGAUCGCUGCAGCUGUACACAGACCUGCAGGCAAGGUACCCGAUUGUCCUUCAGACGUUGACCGGAGUGUACGGACAUACUGUUGAUGCCAUAUAUCAGCACAUGUUGGAGAAUCUGGUGACUUACAGAAACAUCUGGCCAUCCCACAGUAACAUAGAAGUGGAUUACGAUAUUAACAGGGUUGAAAUACAACAGAGAAACGAUACUGAAAGUAAUAAAAACAAUGGAAAUUAACAAUUAAAGAUUCUUUCAAUAUA
Messenger RNA from Homalodisca vitripennis (glassy-winged sharpshooter), 1026 nucleotides. RefSeq names its product UMP-CMP kinase 2, mitochondrial-like. Bases 56 to 1003 code for a protein of 315 amino acids. NCBI's taxonomy places the organism in Eukaryota, Metazoa, Arthropoda, Insecta, Hemiptera, Cicadellidae. The transcript has 6 exons. The record is from RefSeq and is a predicted model, not a curated record.